AUGACCCGAGGGGAUUUAAAUCACCGGCAGUCUGUCCAUACAGCUGCAAGUCACAAAGAUGCGCGUGUGAAGAUGGGGGACUGGAACUUCCUCGGUGGGAUCUUGGAGGAGGUUCACAUCCACUCCACCAUGGUGGGGAAGAUCUGGCUGACCAUCCUCUUCAUCUUCCGCAUGCUGGUGCUCGGAGUGGCGGCCGAGGACGUGUGGAACGACGAGCAGUCCGACUUCAUCUGCAACACGGAGCAGCCCGGCUGCCGCAACGUCUGCUACGACCUGGCCUUCCCCAUCUCGCUCAUCCGCUACUGGGUGCUGCAGGUCAUCUUCGUCUCCUCGCCCUCGCUCGUCUACAUGGGCCACGCGCUCUACCGGCUGCGCGCCCUGGAGAAGGAGCGCCAGCGCAAGAAGAUGGCGCUGCGCCGCGAGCUGGAGGAGGUGGACGCCGAGCUGGCCGAGGUGCGGCGGCGCAUCGAGCGCGAGAUGCGGCAGCUGGACCAGGGCAAGCUGAACAAGGCGCCGCUGCGCGGCUCGCUCCUGCGCACCUACGUGGCGCACAUCAUCACGCGCUCCGCCGUGGAGGUGGGCUUCAUCACCGGCCAGUACGUGCUCUACGGCUUCCAGCUGGAGCCGCUCUUCAAGUGCGAGCGCGAGCCCUGCCCCAACGCCGUCGACUGCUUCGUGUCGCGGCCCACCGAGAAGAGCGUCUUCAUGGUGUUCAUGCAGUGCAUCGCCUUCAUCUCGCUCUUCCUCAACAUCCUGGAGAUCAUGCACCUGGGCUACAAGACGCUCAAGAAGGGCAUCCUGGACAUCUACCCGCACCUGAGGGACGACCUGGACGACAGCUACUACCCCAGCAAGUGCAAGAAGGACUCGGUGGUGCCCCAGAUGGGCAUGGGCACCGGGCGAAAGGCCACGCUGCCCUCCGCGCCCAGCGGCUACAACCUGCUCAUGGAGAAGCCGCCCGACGGUCCGGCCUACCCCCCUCUCAUCAACCCCUCGUCGGCCUUCGUGCCGGUCCAGGGGGACGGGCGGCCUAAAGGCGGGGUGGACGCCCUCAAAGAGUCGGCGCACAGCCCCACGGAGUACAACAGCAACUCCAACAACACCAGCAGCGAGACGCGCUCGGGGCCGAGCAACUCGGUCACCCCGCCCAAGGCGGACGAGGCGGAGGAGCAGGCGCACCUGCCCCCGCACGACGAGGAGGGCGAGUCGGAGAGCGGCCCGGACUCGCCCGCGCUGCCCGCCAGGGACCACGCGCACUCCUCGUGCCCCACGCUGCCCGUGAGCGCGGUCAAGAAGCCGUGGAAGGUCACCGCGCCCUGGCACUGCUCCACGGUGGUCGAGGGCAACACCUCGGAGGCCGACUCCUACGGGAGCGCCAAGGGGCGCGGUGGCGGUGCCGGUGCCGGUGCCAGCGGCAGCGCGCCCUACGCCGUGGUGCGCUCCCGCUCGGGCUCCAAGUCCAAGCGACCCAGCCGGCCCUGCACGCCCGACUCCAUCGAGGAGACGAGCUCGGAAUCGAGGGGGAGCCCGAGAAUGUUGUCUCCGACUCGCCGCACAUCAGUGGCCAGCAGCAGCACCAGCAGCAGACGGGCGGCCGCGACUGACCUCCAGAUAUAA
This is a messenger RNA of Sardina pilchardus (European sardine), 1617 nucleotides long. It is a transcript of the gene gja9a, whose product is annotated as gap junction protein alpha 9a. The transcript is spliced from 2 exons. The record is from RefSeq and is a predicted model, not a curated record. The coding region runs from base 1 to 1617 and encodes 538 amino acids. Gene Ontology annotation, biological process: cell-cell signaling. Lineage: Eukaryota; Metazoa; Chordata; Actinopteri; Clupeiformes; Clupeidae. Gene Ontology annotation, cellular component: connexin complex. Gene Ontology annotation, molecular function: gap junction channel activity.